Chlamydomonas reinhardtii is the source of this 1621-nucleotide messenger RNA. RefSeq lists its product as uncharacterized. The transcript is spliced from 5 exons. NCBI's taxonomy places the organism in Eukaryota, Viridiplantae, Chlorophyta, Chlorophyceae, Chlamydomonadales, Chlamydomonadaceae. The record is from RefSeq and is a predicted model, not a curated record. Gene Ontology annotation, molecular function: heme binding. The coding region runs from base 176 to 724 and encodes 182 amino acids.
ACAGCAACAUGAAAUGAGGAUGCGAGCUUCUUCAAGAUUGAAUGAUUGGACGAAAGUGAAUCAACAGUCGAGGACCAAGCAGGUUUUCCUAAUUCUUUCACAGACUACCUCGAUAAUCAAGCUGGUCAGCAACGUGCAUGCUUAGAGCAAGGCUCCGGUUUCCGAGAAGGUGGCCAUGAGCGCGGACGACCUCGGUGGGGGCGGAUUUUCAUUUCCCGUGCUGGAUCAACCAGCUGAGGCGCCAAAGAAGAUACCCCUCACCGCCUUCUCCACGGUCACGGACAGAUCUGGGUCAGCGGCGAAGUCUCCAGAAGCACCAGUACCCAUCACAGACAAGCCGGCCCGAUCGAAGGUACCACUAGAAAAGGGCUACAGCCAGGUGGACUGGCUCAAGCUCUCGAAAUCUGGCGCAGACCUGAAUGGACUUUCCGGCGGCUCCCUGCGGAGAGACAUUACCUUAGAAGAGGUGAAGAAGCACUCCACGCUGGAGGACGCGUGGAUGGUGCUGCGUGGCAAGGUCUACAACAUCAGUCCCUACCUGCGCUUCCACCCCGGCGGCGUGCCCAUCCUCAUGAAGGCAGCAGGCAAGGACGGCACCGCCCUGUUCAGCAAAUAUCACCCCUGGGUGAAUGCGGACGCGCUCUUGGAGAAAUGCCUGGUGGGGCUACUGGCGCCCGCGCCUGAGGCGGGGGCGGAGGCGCAGGCCAAGCCGGCCUCGUCAUAGGGUUUGGCGAGUGCGGGUGGUGGAAGUCCAUCUGGAGGGGUGAAGUUGAGUCUUCUUGAUUGUGACUUUCGGUAAUAAGCGCCGAACUGUGCGUGUUCUAUGCAGGGGAGGUUAUAUGUCCUGUGUUGUCUGUGCUGGCACAUGUUCAAGCUGAUGGUGGUGCGACUCGUGUUGAUACGGGUGCUCUAGUGUACGGGAGAAGACGAGCAUUGCACGCAACCCUACUACGAGCCGGUUCGACGCAUUGCGGAAUAGGCAGGUGAUAGGGGCAUGUGUACAUCAGUAAUAUGUAGUUUGCGGGUGGUAGACAAACUGGCUGGGGUGCGCUUCGCGCAAUUACUGAGGCACCCUGGCCAAGUGUAUGAAGUUCUUCAGGCAGCCGUUACUAUACUGCAAUUCUUGGGGCGCAGACUGCACUUUGGGACAGGUUUUUAGGGUUGCGGAUUUGUGAUCUACUGCCACCAUGCCUGGAACAAGUGCGUAGUAACACAUGCAAGUUGCGGCAGAGGGCGGCAGGGUUUUCUGGGGUUUUGGCCUGUCUGGUUUUGGCCGCCGUGUUCAUUUGCAGUGGGCAGCGGCCAGAGACCCGAUGCUAGUACUUUUGUUAUGGAUGCAUUAUCAUAGGUUCUUGAGGUGGCGCUUGCGCCGUGGUGAACACCAGUUCAUAGGAAGCUGAUGCGUCGUCGACGAUCGAGAACGUACAGUCAACACUUCAGAAAGCCGCGGCAGGCACUAUUACAUCAGUACUAGCUUAGCGUGUGUGCUUCUGAACUAUGGGAGCCCUCGCGAGACCCUUAGUCUGGCCCUUGGUUCUCGUUCUCGCUCUAACGGAGAUGUAGGAACCUAGUUUUGAUUGUUAAAGCUUGCUGUUGAGCAGGAUCUAUUAAAUACAUGGCG